AAAACAUGGAUGAUUGCUCUUGCUCAACUUUUCGUUGACACAUCACCUUCCUCUCCGUUGUAUCUUCCUACAACUACCUUUGCUAUUUGUGAUCAUAAGCAACAUAACACGCAAUCCUCCCUUCCUCAUUCAAUGUCUUCCUUCUCAACCUUACGGAAGAGCGUCCUGAUGGUUUCCAGGGCCAAUAGAUCUGUGACUCAGACUGACAUGGUCGGUAGACUCACCAAGGUUUUCAGGCCGCGAUGUUUAAAAGCCCAGGGGUCUACUCCAUCUCCAUCUCCAUGUCUCCUUAUUCAACUCACUCAUCGUCAAGAUGUGUACCGCAAUAAUGAUCCUACACACAAUCUGCACCCACCACACCCGCCGCCGCGAACCCUGCUUCUUUGCCUCGGGCCACUGGACCGAGAAGCUCACCAUCCCCAACGCCCCCAAAAAUAUCGUGGCUACUCUCAAGACUCCCGGGGCUUGUAAUUGGAAGCUGGACAUUGUCGAUCGGAUUGAGUUUGGCUAUUGCUCGUUGUGCCUGGGGACGGUGGAGGUCAACGUUUGGUUGAAGUAUGAAGAGAGGGAUUUUGAGGGCGCUCAAGAGAUGGAAGAUGUGGCGGGUAGUGGGAGUGUCACGUCUCAGGAGUGGUUGUACAAGGUGGGCGCCCAAAAGAAGUUCAAACGCCAGUUUGGAUUCAAGGGUGCCCGGGUCAAUCGACCCGUUACUUGUCCAAGCCCAAGGAAGGACAAGAAGAAAAUUCAGUUUGGCUUCUGCGAUCGUUGCGUAGAUCGUCGAAAGGCCGUGGAGAAGGCACGUGCCUGA
This is a messenger RNA of Neurospora tetraspora, 808 nucleotides long. RefSeq lists its product as uncharacterized. Lineage: Eukaryota; Fungi; Ascomycota; Sordariomycetes; Sordariales; Sordariaceae. The transcript is spliced from 2 exons. The record is from RefSeq and is a predicted model, not a curated record. The coding region runs from base 314 to 808 and encodes 164 amino acids.